Arvicola amphibius (Eurasian water vole) is the source of this 2105-nucleotide messenger RNA. It is a transcript of the gene Tapbpl, whose product is annotated as TAP binding protein like. Lineage: Eukaryota; Metazoa; Chordata; Mammalia; Rodentia; Cricetidae. The record is from RefSeq and is a predicted model, not a curated record. Bases 241 to 1776 code for a protein of 511 amino acids. The transcript is spliced from 7 exons.
UCACCCAUGGGGUCAAGGAUCUGAACAGCGAGUUGUCACCCAGGCAGACCAACAGGAUUUCACAUGGACCUAAAAGAAUGACGGGUCCAGAGUCCUGGCGAUCUAUCUUCUGACUCCAUCCCCUCUCCCGCCUUGUCUUAGAGUUGACGGGAAACAAAACAGGUUUUGAAAUCACCUGGGGAUUUCUUGGGUGCAGGGUGGACAGAAGAACAGGGAGGAAGGUUCUGGCCGCUGCUGCUAAUGGUUUCAGGCCAGGCGACAAAGUCAGUCGAAGUGAAAGCGAAAGAGAAGCCGACUGAGAUACAGCAGCGGAAGAGAGCUCAAGCGGCUAGCCAAGCGAGGGGCGCUCUAAAGAAUCCUCUCUUCAGCCGGGGAUCUGUACCAGAGGAACCGUGGAGAAGGCAGCCAGCGAGGAGGAGCCUGAGAGCAGCCUCCAUGGGCUCGGAGCCCAGCUGGUGUCUGCUGCUCUGUCUGGCUCUCUCUGGGGCAGCAGGGACUGAGCCCCCCACAGCAGAGAGACCGUGGCAGCCCACCGACAUAGUCUUGGACUGCUUCUUGGUGACAGAAGACAGGCAUCGAGGGGCUUUUGCCAGCAAGGGGGACAGGGAGAGGGCCCUGCUUGUGCUGAAGCAGGUGCCAGUGCCGGAUGACGGCUCCCUAGACGAUAUCACUGAUUUCCAAGCGAGCACAGUGGCCAAAGACGACCCGCCUGUUAUCUUCGAGGCCUCGGUGGACUUGGUACAGAUCCCUCAGGCAGAGGCCUUGCUCCAUGCGGACUGCAACGGGAAGGUGGUGACCUGUGAGAUCUCCCAGUACUUCCUCCAGACUGGACCAGAGGCCACUUCAGAGAGAGCAGCUUGGUUCAUGGGCAAUGUGCAGGUAUCUAGAGGGGGACCCAGUGUCUCCAUGGUGAUGAAGACUCUAGGAGAUGCUGAGACCGGAGCUGUCCGGCACCCUACGCAGAACCUACCCCUGAGUCCCCAGGGUACGGUCAGGGUUGCAGUGGAGUUCCAGGUGACAUCAGAGACCCAAGCCCUGAAUCGCCUGCUGGGGUCCCCUGUGGCCCUGCACUGCAGUUUCUCCAUGGCACCCGGCCUGGACCUCAUUGGGGUGGAGUGGCGGCUGCAGCACAAAGGCAGCGGUCGGCUGGUGUACAGCUGGAAGGCAGGGCAGGUACAGGCUACGCACAAGGGCGCCACGCUGGAGCCUGAGCAGCUGCAUGCGGCUGGGGAUGCCUCGCUCACCUUAGCCAACCUCACUCUGAAGGAUGAGGGGACCUACAUCUGCCAGAUCACUACCUCUCUGUACCAAGCUCAACAAAUCAUCCCCCUUGACAUCCUAGCUCCCCCCAAAGUACAACUGAACUUGGCAAACAAGGAUCUGCUGCCCUCCCUGACCUGCAGUGCCGCUGGCUAUUACCCUCUGGAUGUGGUGGUGACAUGGAUUCGGGAGGAGCUGGGUGGAAUUCCAGCCCAAGUCACUGGGGCCUCCUUCUCCAGCAUCAGGCAAAGCAUGAUGGGGACCUACAGCAUCUCUUCCACCGUGACAGCUGAGCCCGGCCUGGCAGGCGCCACUUACAUCUGCCAAGUUACCCACGUCUCCCUGGAGGAGCCGCUGAGAGUCAGCAUGAGGGUUUUACCCGACACAGAGCAGAGAACAGCCUUUGGAGUCUUCUUUGCCAGUGGUCUCUUCCUUCUUGCACUGUUUUUUCUGAUACUCCAGAGACAGCAAGUUUCUGUGUCAAGGCCUGCCAUGCCUAUGAGGCACUCCGGGUAGCUGCUCUCUUGCUUCCAAGGAAAAAGCAGAGUACCCAUGUUCUAGCUACCAUGAGGACCCUGUGCUGAGCUGUGGGACUGAAAAAGGCCUGAAGAAGGCACCAUGUGUGGGAGUGAGGUGCUGGUCCUUACAGGUCUCUACCUUCCUUCCCUGUCGAGAAGACCCUGGGCUGAUCAAAAGGGAGGCAACAACAGGAGGGCAGACUUGUCUGAGUGGAGGCUAACACCACAGUCAAAGGGAGCAAGUGAAGGGAGAGGGAAGAGGGCGGGACCGGCCACUGCUCACAAACUCCUGACGCUGUCAAAAUAAACACACUUUGUGUCUACACA